Vespa mandarinia (Asian giant hornet) is the source of this 1543-nucleotide messenger RNA. Its product is annotated as protein phosphatase 1 regulatory subunit 42. The record is from RefSeq and is a predicted model, not a curated record. NCBI's taxonomy places the organism in Eukaryota, Metazoa, Arthropoda, Insecta, Hymenoptera, Vespidae. Gene Ontology annotation, molecular function: protein binding.
CUUUUUGAAUAGUUUUCAAUCUUUCAAAUAAUUUAAGAAACAGAAAUUGAUAAUUAUGGUGAAAUUAACAUCAAAAUUUAUCGAAAAAAAGUAUGCUCAAGUUCGAUCAAAAUCUCUUAGUAAAUUAAAUAAAAAGCAAGAAUUAUGGAAAUUAACGCACUUAUACAUGAAUGGAAUGUUUAUCAAUGAAAUUGGUAAUUUUGCGGUAUGUAAAAAUUUAAAAGUGAUAUAUCUUCAAGAUAAUAAUAUAUCACGUAUAGAAAAUUUACACUUUGCGACGAAUUUAACACAUUUAUAUAUGCAACAUAACAAAAUAAAGAAGUUAGAAAAUUUAGAUUGUCUACAGAAUUUGCGCAAAUUCUAUGUAGGAUAUAAUUGCAUUAGUGUAAUUGAGGGAUUAGAAAAUGCCGAAAAUUUAAUAGAGCUACAUGUAGAAAAUCAAUCCUUAACUAUAGGUGAAACAUUAUGCUUUGAGCCGCGCAGUGCUGUAACAUUAUCUAAAUGUUUAAAAAAGCUUAACAUAUCAAAUAAUAAAAUGACGACUUUAAAUGAUAUAGCAAAUUUUAAUGAAUUGGAAAUUUUGGAAGCAAAAAAUAAUUUACUUGAUGAUAUUGAAGAUUUAACUCAAACAAUAAGUACAUUAAUUUCACUCAGAGAAUUAUAUAUGAAUGGUAAUCCAGUUGUUCAAAAACACAGAUAUAAAGAAAGUCUCAUUGCUAACAGUAACACAUUGGUAAAUUUAGAUGGAAAAAAUAUUUCUGAUAUUUGUCGCAAAUUUUUACAAACUUUUAAAGAGAAACGUUUUAAACAAUCUAUUAAAAAGAUAACAGUACCACUAACAGAUGACAUUGCAAAUUCUCUGAACUUGCCUCCUGCAUUUAAGAAAUCUGUAUGUAGAGCAAUAUUUCAACAUCCUGGACCUAAACUAUCUAUAGCAGUUAUAUCUGCUAUGGGUGAAUUACAGCCUCAGAGUUUUCCAUCAUGGAAAACGGCUGCUGGUAUAAACAGUCUAAAAGAUAAUCAUAUAACACCAAGACCAUUUUGGAGGGAUACAACUAACAAAAAAGAAACGUAGAGUAAAUUCACUGAACAAAAAUCAAUCAUAUUACCAUUAAUCUGAUAAAUAUUGGCAAAAAUAAUUAUUAAUGUCAAAUAUAUUUUGUUACCUAUUAUCUAUAUAUUGGAAUUUUUUAACAACUUUACAUUCGUAUAAAAAUAAAAAUGAUAGAUUGUAUAAAAAACUAAUAAUUUCUUAUCAAUUACACAAUAAUACUUUUAUACAUUUUAGCACUAGCACUACAUUUGAUCUAUUAGUACUCAUUUAUAUAACUUGAUAUUUUCACUUAAACCUACUUGUGAACAAUACCGUAUGAAUAAAAGUGUAGUAUGGAUAAGGUGUAAAAAAAUAAGAAAUAGAUAACUACAAGUAUGUAGAUAUUGGUUCAUUUCAAGAAAGAUAUAACACUUUUAUAUGUAUUCAAUCUGUAGUAAUAUAAAUACACUUGAAAUAAAUGAACAAUAAAAAUAUCAGAAUGUAAACUUA